This is a messenger RNA of Suillus paluster, 745 nucleotides long. RefSeq lists its product as uncharacterized. Bases 324 to 578 code for a protein of 84 amino acids. The record is from RefSeq and is a predicted model, not a curated record. Lineage: Eukaryota; Fungi; Basidiomycota; Agaricomycetes; Boletales; Suillaceae. The transcript is spliced from 2 exons.
AUCUAAUCCACCAGAUAUGAUCCCGACUCCCCCGUAGCAUUCACAUUACCAUUCAACGUUGCAACAUUUGCAAUUUUGCAUGGACUAGUCAUGCCAUCUCUCCAAAAAUCCUCGAGCUGGUUGAAUGUUUGCAACGCAGCUUGACUGUGGAACUUGGCAGUGGCUCGCUAAUAGCAUCAUGAUCACACUGUUCACUCCUUGCAGUUCCACACAGGCGUGUAGUCGCAUGGUUCGAGCACUCAUAUUAGGCAUCUCGCGUUCCCAUCUCAGCAUAUCGCAAUGCGAGACAAUGGAGCAUACGGCGCAUAAUCGAGGUGGAUUAUAUGGUUCUUGCCGCAUUCGCAUUAUUCUAUGAAACCUCUCGUGAUAACGCACAUAAAUGCUGUAUCGCUUCUCGGAUAGACUGCUACUCAGAUAACCCAAGUGCAAAAUUCGGCGAGGCCCUCCGUGCACAAGUAGAGGAGCGCCUCAACUUCUUCGAGACUGGUGCACCACGGACCAAGAACGUCGAUGCUAUCUGCAAGGUCCUCGACAGCCUCGCAUUGGACUUGAUGGAGGAUGACGAAGGAUAUGGAUGAUAAACCAGAUGCUGAGAUGGAUGAUGUUGAGCCUAUAUUGCCCUUGAUUGAAGUCACUCAAGAAGAACAAGAAAAAGAAGAGGUCGAGAGAUCGAUGUGGAUCAUCGAGGCGGACGAGUAGCCUGUAGAGAAGAAGGCGAGGCUGUCGAAGGGAGAGAAGAAGGCAG